This is a messenger RNA of Brienomyrus brachyistius, 3865 nucleotides long. It is a transcript of the gene rdh10b, whose product is annotated as retinol dehydrogenase 10b. The record is from RefSeq and is a predicted model, not a curated record. Bases 291 to 1295 code for a protein of 334 amino acids. Gene Ontology annotation, molecular function: oxidoreductase activity, acting on the CH-OH group of donors, NAD or NADP as acceptor. Gene Ontology annotation, cellular component: lipid droplet. Lineage: Eukaryota; Metazoa; Chordata; Actinopteri; Osteoglossiformes; Mormyridae. The transcript is spliced from 6 exons.
UGACCUAUAACCAAAGGUCCUUGUGAGUAUGGAAAGUUUAAAUGGUGCUUGUCAACAGAUCGCGUUGUUGGUCUGGAUUUGUUUACUAGCGAUUAUUUGCGAAAGUUUUCUUAACUGCAUUUUCUUAAGUCUUCUGUUGCGUAAAGUUCGUGUUUUUGUAAUUAAUUGUCCUCGUUAUGCAAUGAUUAGUUACAUUUAUUUUAUUCAAUAAAAAAAAACUAAUAUAAUAUAAAAUAAUUUUGAUUGUUCUGGAUCUGGAUCUCUGGAUUUUAUUGUUGUUUUUCCAUAUCAUGUCAGACACAGUGAGUAUCCUUUCGGAAUUUUUCCUGGUGACUUUUAAAGUACUUUGGGCUUUCGUACAGUCUGGGUUGAAAUGGUUUGUACGGCAAAAAGAGAAAAGCGUUGCAGGGCAGGUGUGUUUGGUCACUGGGGCGGGCAGGGGUCUCGGCCGACUGUUUGCUAAGGAAUUCGCCCGAAGACGAGCAGUGCUGGUCCUCUGGGAUAUCAACAGUGAAAGUAACGAAGAGACAGCGGAGAUGGUGCGCCGGAUCUACCGGGACACGCCCAGUCCCACAACUGGAGAGGAUGGUCCUCAUCUUCAGGUAUACACUUACCAGUGUGAUGUGGGAAAGCGUGAGUGUGUGUAUGCCUCGGCGGAGAGGGUGAGGCGUGAAGUUGGCCCCGUCGACCUACUAGUGAACAGCGCUGGCGUCGUCUCCGGCCACCACCUGCUGGAUUGUCCAGAUGAGUUGAUUGAGAGGACUUUGAUGGUCAACUGUCACGCCCACUUCUGGACCACCAAAGCCUUCCUCCCAGACAUGCUGGAGGCUAACCACGGCCACAUCAUAACUGUGGCGAGCUCCCUGGGGCUGUUCAGCACCGCUGGUGUGGAGGAUUACUGUGCCAGCAAAUUCGGGGCCGUCGGCUUCCACGAGUCCCUCAGCCAUGAGCUGAAGGCUGCAGAAAAAGAUGGGAUCAAAAUGACAUUGGUGUGUCCCUUUCUUGUGGACGCGGGCAUGUUCAGAGGCUGCAAAAUCCGAAACGAGAUUGCAUCCUUCCUGCCCCCCCUACAGCCAGAGUACUGUGUACAGCAAGCUAUGCAGGCCAUCCUGACUGACCAGCCCAUGAUCUGUACGCCUCGCAGCAUGUACAUGGUGACCUUCAUGAAGGCGAUCCUGCCGUUUGAGGCCAUUGUGUGCAUGUACCGCCUCCUAGGGGCUGAGAAGUGCAUAUACCCCUUUCUGGCACGUCACAAGGAAGCAAUGAACAACAAUGAGGCCAAGAGUGGGGUUUAGAAGUGCUAUUACCCUGAAUGCAGUGCUUGGAUUAAAUGUAUGCAAAGGUUUAGCCUUAGUCUAUGACAAAAUGUAUACUGCGUUAAACGUAUUCAGCUUUAAUGAGUGUUGGCAAUCAAAUCCUGAGAGUAGCAGUGUGACAGUAUGCUCGGGAAUGACCAGAGCUGUCCUUGCAGUGAAGUGUGUAAGAUUUUCAGGUAGGGGGCACGGCGUCUACUACUCUGUCCUUACUCUGUCAGUGACUUGGUGAUGUCUUAAGACUGCCAUCCUUGCAGUGUGUAGCCUGUAGUGAGUAAGUACAGCUUGGGGAUAAAUGUAUGAUGAUGAAGCGUCCCAACAGCUGUUUCAGUCUGUAAUCUCAUGUGCCUUAAGGGAUGGAUUAGACUGGGCAUACUACAGCAAUACUGUCAUAUCUAUGCAUAUCGGAAUCUAAACUCUAUUCAUAUUUUCAGUUUAUUUCUACUCGCAAUCUAACUGUAGGAGAUACGCCUUUUAUUAUUUUACCUUAAAUUUAAAAUCACCUUUGAAUGUUCAGUGCUUGAACUGGGCUGGUCCUCAGCAGUACACGGUACCAGUACCCCUUUGUUUUUCUCUUCAGAGUACUGGGAACAUUUCAUGUGUACUGGUACUGCUCAUGAUCUACCGGUAGCAUACUGGCACCUGUUUUGUUCACACUUCAAGCACUGGGAGUAUUGUUACGAAUUCCAUUGUGCCGGAGGCAAUUGUGUAUUUAUUUUGUAUGUUUGUAAUUUUAAUUAUUUAAUGAGUUCUUUGUCCUCAAUCACGGAAUGUUUAUGGUCCCGGAAGCAGGGAUUAGGCUACCAGGACAAGCUAUGCUCCCUGUGUAUGGGGGUGUGGCUAAUGGAUAUGUAGGAGGAGCCUAGCCCAAAUGCGACUUUUUCACGAACCAGUGUAAUGAUUAACUGCUGCAUAUUUGCUGAAGCAGGGCGCCUCACCUCUGGGACCCGGGUUCCAGUCUCCACUGGGGCUCUACGGGUGUGGAGGCUGCAUGUUCUCUCCAUGUCAUUGUGGGGGUUGGUGGCCCGGCCUGGGUUGUUUUCUGCCUUGUACCCAUAGGCUCUGAACCCCUCACGACCCUGAGUAGGACAUGUGGUUCCAGAUAAUAGAUUUAUGUGGUACUUCCUGGCUUUCAAAUGCUGGGAAUGAGGCAGUUUGGACCAUCCUCUUUGUCUGGUAUAAUACACAUAUACACUUUUCCAACUAAGGUGACUGUUCUAUUGGAGGUGCUGUAGAGCCUCUGCGUUACCUCCAUCAGCUUUAUGUACAUUUUCAGUCUGUACAAUUAUGUUUUUUAAUUGUAGCCACUAGAUGAUUAUCAGGCUAGGGCUGCUUGAUUGUGGCAAAAAUCAUAAUCACGACUAUUUAAUAUGAUUACUCAUUGAUUCUGCAGCUAUCAUGGAUUCAUUGAACUUUAAAAAAAAAAUGGUCUUUUUAACAGUGUAUAAAUGCAUAUAAUUCAACUGAGAAACAAGUGAGCAGUUUUCCAGAAGGGGGUGUGUUGGAUUUUUAACAACAUAAAUGGGAGCAUCAGCGUGAAAUGUAAUGUGGCACAAAAAUUAUUUGAUCUCGAUUUUUCUUUUGAUAAUAGUUGGAAGCCAAAAUCAUAAUUGAAAUUUAAAAUUUAAUUAACUGCCCGUCCCUAGGUUAGGCACACAAACACCUGUGCCUCUUCCACCCUUAAAACUGGACUCCUGGGCUCCAUCAGAAAUACACUGCCAACAGUCCACAUGGCUAUUUAAUGCUAUUCUCUGUGUUGAUAAUUUGAUCUGGUUCUCUGUUUUGAUAUUUUGCACUUGGGCUGGGAGAGCAACACAAAGAAACACGUGUAACAGUGUAGCUUUCAAUAUACUGCCAUCCCCGUUGUCAUUCCAGAAGUGCCAGAUCAAAGAUCUCGGGAGCAUUGAGUCAGUGCCUCAUUGUCCUUGUCACCACAGUGAAGAUGGCAGCAGCAGCGUCAUCACCAUUGAAGUAGGUUUAAUAGCUGUAAAGUGCUGUUUAAUGCUCACUUCUGUAGAUCUAGGGUAGUACCGUAUCAGUAUUGUACGAAUUCCUCACGCAUUUCAAAUCACAUUCCAAAUUUCCCUCCUGUAGAAGUAAAGGUUUCUUUUAUAAUAGAAAAGGAGACCUGUGCUAUACCAUCAACAUCUACUAUCUGUAGCAGGAACCUUAGCCAAAAACCUUUCUUGAUAAUGCAUUUUCAUUUUUUUUUUUUUUUUGCUAACUUUUUUUUUUUAAGAAAGUUUAAUGAUUUCACAUCUUUGUUUCUGAAAUAUACUGAUUAAAAUUUGCUUUAAACAUGUUCAAUUUGCAAUAAAUUAACUGGACGAAGAUGAGUCUACAUCAUUUGUAAUUCAGAAGUGUUUGAAAGUAUGAAUGAUUGCAAAGUACUGUAGACAGAAGGCUGGGUAAAGAGGAAGAGGUUUGCAGAUGCAAACAGUAUGCGAAGGAUGUUAAAAAGAACAUUAUAAAUUAAACAGUAAUGGCAAGUUGGUAUAUUAAUCAGGUGCAUUAAACUUGUUUUUACAAAUAAAACCAUUCACGGGCUCUUA